GCCAGACCUUCUCGAUCUCUCAUACUGAUCUCUGAGAGAAAUUCUUCUCAAAACUUGUAUUGCAGCAACGGUUAUUGUGUUGAGACAGUCUGCUGCAGGCUGACUGAAAGAGUUAGAAGCGAGAGAUGGCAUCAAUUGAUUUUGACGCGCUGCGACGGGCGCCGGUUGGUGGCAGUGGAGGCGUGAGCGAGACCGUCGCGGUCAACCAUCGAGCACUGAUCACUCGAACGCUGUCCAAGUAUCCGGUUGACCACGCAUUAUUCAGAGAGUUGAUUCAAAACAGUGCUGACGCUGGCGCGACGACUGUUAAAGUCGAGUUCUUCACCGACGGCUCCAAGGGGCCUAUCAAGAUGGACCGAAUAGUAGACGUGCAAAAGCAAACCGUGAAACGCCUGCGCAUCAGCAACGACGGCAUGAACUUCCGCCCGGAAGACUGGGACCGGCUGCGCGAGAUUGCAAAGGGCAAUCCAGACGAAACCAAGAUCGGCGCGUUUGGUGUCGGGUUCUACUCUGUCUUUGCGGUGACGGACGAGCCGAUGGUGCUCAGCGGCGCGACCGGAAUGAACUUUUACUACAAAGGCGACCAGCUCCAUUACCGACGAUUUGAGAUCUCGGAAGAGAUGCAGAAGCAGGCGACCAGGAAAUGGACGUCGAUAGAUCUGCCGUACUCGUCGGCGAAGCCGCUUCCGGAGCUGCCGCAUUUCACUAGUUUUCUAGCGCAGAGCUUGACGUUUGUCAAGUUGCAGCAGAUCGAGUUCACCGUCGACGGCAUACCGCUGCUUGUUAUCCAGAAAGUAAAGUCCGAUCCGGCGAAGCUCGAUAUUCCAAAGGAAAUCAACCUGAAAUCACUCGAUCGGUCUAUGCAGAUGGAUAGGGUGGAGACCGAGUCCGUGCAGAUCAAGGCUCGGUACUUGAACGUUACGCAGCUGGGCAAGUCAGAAGUCGAGUCAAAGGGGAUAGUAUCGUUUGGGCUGAAGUUUAUCCAUGCAUUCACCGCCGACGCUGAAAAACCGACAGAGUACACAGAGGCCGUUCUGUUCCUCCGCAACAUCACAGGCUACAUAUCAACCUAUCCAUCCUCCGCAUUUGCAAAGAAGCUGCAAGGCGCAAUCAUGAAACCCCCGCCAAGACAUGCCUCGAUCUCGAUGAUUGCGCUCAGCAAAGCCGAAGCCGACUCGUCGCAGCUCAAGUCUGGAAUCGCAAGCCAGAUCUUCCCAAAGGAGUUUGAGGACGCAAAGGUCUUUAUCGGGUUCCCCACCAAGCAGACUACGGCUUUGAAGUCGCAUAUCGCUACGCCGCAGGCGAUUCCGACCAUGGAGCGUGCAGCUGUCGACACUGCGAAUGCGUACGUCAAGGACUGGAAUAAGGAGAUGAUGUACAUGGCGGGAAUCUUGACUCGUAUAGUCUACGGCACCGAGAUGAGCUCGAUCGGCAGCCUAGUAUCCUCCGGCGACGCGAAGAAACCGGUUCUCAACCCCGAAAUCUUCGACAAAGCAGGGUUUAUCAUGAGCCAAUUCUACUUUGGCAGCUCGACCCCAGACGCGCGGAUCGGCCAGUACAUCGCGACCGGGUUCUGGAAGUCUGCAAAGUCGGUCCCGCUCGUGACCACCAAGGGCGUCAAGCCGUCGACCGAAGCACGUGCGAUGGAAGACAUCACGUUUCUGAAAAACGUCGCUAUGAUUCCAAAGGAGAUGUACGAAGGUGCGCCCAAAUUCCACGACCAGGUCAAGACCUUGGGUCUCAUCCGCACCGUCGACGCAAGCGAUAUCCAGACCGAAUUCAGAAACCGGGCGCUGGACUCCGCAGACAUGAUUGCCUUCCUCAAAUGGGCGAUCAAGAAAGUGAAAAACAGCGAGAUGUCGAUGGCCGAACUCGGCACGAUGCUGGGCUACGCUCUGCUCGCGGACGAAAAGAUGGGGACGAUCGAUAUGCGGUCGCUGAUGUAUUACCAUAAUACCUCGAUCAUUCCUGCAAAAAUGCCGGUUCCGUAUACGUGCCUGCCAUAUACUGUUGCAAAGGAGUUUAGAAACGCCGAUCUGGAGAUGAUUGGCUGGAAACCGCUGGAUAUCUACUCAUGGGUGAUGCACCUCACCGGGACGUACUCCGGCUCCCUACCGAUCGAGCAAAAUCUCUCAGUCUCGCCGGAUUUUGCUCAGGAAGUUCUGUCGACGAUCUCAAAACAGUGGUACCCGCAAGUAACCUCAGUCAAGACGGCGAUCUUCGAGCUGCUGCGCGAGCUGACAUGUAUCCCCACGCAAAAGGGAAUGAAGAAGCCCAGCGAGUCUUAUCUGCACGAUAUCAAGAUGUUUCCCGACCUGCCGAUCGUGAGCGAAGCCGUCAAGAACAGCGUCUCGGAAGAACUGCUGGUGUACCUCGGCGUGCGCAAGACGAUCGAGCUCAAGUACGUGAUGGAACGGCUGCAUUCAGAUACCAAAGCGGGGAAAUGGUCGUCGCAGGACAUGGUCGUCUACCUAGCGAGCCAGCAGAAGGACAUGCAAUCUACCGACUUUACGUUCCUGAAGGAGAACGAGAUCGUCUCGAGCGAGAACGACGACAGGUUGCAUAGAGUCAGCGAGUUGUAUCAGCCCGCAGACGAGCUGCGCGAGAUGGGACUUCCGCUGCUCAAGUGGUCGGAUAUGAACUGGAACCCGCGCUCGUCGGAGGCAUUGUUUUUGUUUAAGCUGGGGUUGAAGAGUCAUCCGCCGGUGCAGACGGUGAUUGAGCUCGCGGCGAAAGCAAAGACCGAAGAGGAGAGGGACACUGCUCUGCUGUACUUCAUUCGCUACUUUGACCAAAACAAGUACCGAUCGGUGUACAACUCCAACAUUCACGAGCAGUUUCUGCCAGCAACCAUCGGCAGCGGUGAAAAGAUCAAGAAAGUGACGGUUGCUCCACGCGAGUGUUUCUCUUCCUCUUCGGUAGCCCUGUUUGGCUUCCCUGUCCUCAGAGAGGACCUGCAGGCCGAGGCGUGGAAGUUCGGCGUCCAGAUCUAUCCGCCGAUCGGGGACGUCGUGUCAAGACUAGUCGCGGUCCCGCCGUCAUCGCUCGAGCAGGCGAACAAGAUGUUUACCUUCAUGGCCGGCAACAUCUCUGAUCUCCGCAAUAGCGACGUCAACCUACUAAACAGCUCGGCGUUCAUCCCAAUCUUUGACGAAAAUACCGGCAACGUCUCCUCCUACGCGCCGCCAUCGCGCGUGUUUAUAGAGUCCUCCACAACCUCCUCCUCCGGCGGCGGCAGCAAAGAUCUCUUCUACCGCAGCUUCUUCAACUUUGUCAGUUUCGACGUCGGCGCAAAUGCGUUCCUGCGCUACUGCGGCGCGCGCGACAAGCCGAGCAUGCUCGAGCUCGCGCGACUCACGGUCGCGGAACCGAACGCGAUGUUUGUCAACGCGGGCGGAUACGCAAAGUAUAAUGAGCUGCUGGUCAAUUUUGAGCGGAACUGGGCGCAGCUGGCCGGGGACGCGAAGUUGCUUGCAGAUAUGAAGCUCUCGGCGUUUGUCGUCGGGCGGAAGUUUUCAGUUCCGGGCGGGGAGAAGAGUGUGGCGGCGGCGGCGGCGGCGGGAGAUGGCGAGAGUGAUUUCGAUGAGGACGAUAGUCUUGCGGACGAGGAUGUGGAGUAUGUACUUGCUCGUGCAUCUGAGAUUGUGAUUAACGACGACGUGGUCAACUACAAUUUCUUCAAGAUGGAGAUUUUAUCUGCGCCGUUUGAGCCUGAGAUUGAGAAAUUAUACCAGAGAAUUGGAUCUCUGAAGAUGUCGAAUGUCGUCCAAGAAUCAAUCUCGCUCGGCGCGUCAAUCAACUCAUCCGACGUAUCCAACGUGCGCAAGCGCAUCCUCGAACGCACCAAACUCUACCUCGACCUCAACGACCGCAUCGAAAACACCAAAGUCCCCUUCCCGCACUUUGAAAAGAACCUGCGCAUAUCCUCUGUCUCGCGCAUCCAGAUCCAGCGAUCAAUCAUCCGGCUCGCGCUGCGGCGGCGACAGGAGCCCGUGAUAACGUCGACGACCGCAUCGAUGACGAAGCGCCCGGACGGCGGGUGGACGAUGUACCUCGUGCCUAAGUUUGAGUACUUUGACGUCGCGCAGGCGCUGGUCAAAGUGCUGCUCGAGCGGCCGACACCCGACGCGGCGACGGUGCUCGAGUCGCUUAUGAAUUCGUCGCUGAGCAGUCUCGAGCGGCGCGGGUAUAACGUCAAGCGGCUGAUCAAGCACCAGCGGCAGGAGAACGAGGCGGCCAAGGCGGCGCAUAAUAAGUUGCUGGAGGAAGCGCGGCAGAAGGAGGUUGAGCGGAAGAAAGCGGAGGAGGCGGAGCUUGAGAGUUUGAAGCAGAAGUUGAUGGCGUCCGGGCCGUUGCAGGGUGAGCCUGCGCCGUCGAGCAGUGAUAAAGAACUUGAUCUGCCGCCGUCGUAUGGAUCCAGCAGUGGUAAGAACACAGACUCGCAGUUGACGAGAUCACAGCCGCAGCAGCCGCAGAAGCAAGACAAGAGUUUUGACCUUGGCGGGGUGUUCAAUAAGUUGAAGCGAGGCAGUUCAAGAAGAUCGAGCGCGAGCCUGCCAUCUUCUCCUCGUGAGCAGAGGCCGCUGAUCGAGGGUACGUCUGCUCCACGACAACAAAGUCCGACUCGGGUCCCCGGUGGCUGGGACGAUGACGUCCCUCCGCCCCAGCAGCAGCAGCAGCAGCGACCACAGAGAAUCACAUCAGGGAGCAGCACAGGCUCAGCGCCGCUGACAGACAGCGCGACCCGGCAGCUUUUGCAGGAAGGAAUCCAGCACACGGCCGCCUACCGGGGCGAGAACCUGCAGAACGACGAGCAGCAAUGGAUGCCAGGCCAAGACGUCGCCGCGUCCGCGGCCGCGUCCGCCGAGCAAAUGUGCGACCGCACUGUCGCGCACGAUCUCGAGUUCUCCGGGAUGGUGUCGAACAUCGGGCCGAAGCUGUACGUCUCGCGUGGCGUGCCGGACAGGCAGGUGCCGCGGGAGUUGCAGGGCCAUAUGAAGUUAUUCGGACACACGCUGCGCGAGCUGGCGGUGAACGUGUUCAAGGUACGCUGGGACGCGAUCCACAUGUACUACGACGAGAACGGGGAGUCUGUCGCGUUCAACAUGAACGGCAGUUUAUUUUUCAACCUGCGGUAUUUUGUGCGGGACGUGCGCGCGACGCAGACGCUGGCGAGCGCGGGCGGGUUUAAUAUGGCAAAGGCGCUGGACUACUGGUUCCCGGUGAUGGCGCACGAGUUGGCGCAUAACCUCGAGCAUUCGCAUGGUCAGCGGCAUUCGUUCUUCGCAGAAACGUAUAUCCAGCAGUUUGCGGCUGCGUAUAGACGGGUUGCGAAAAAGCAUGAUAGCUCUGUGUAGAUUUGAGAGAUGAUGAUGAUGAUAAAUCUCUGUUUAAAGUCCGUUGCUAGAGUUGAGAGACUUGGAGGGGUUGCAUGGCUAUAUUGUUAACUGAAGAUGCUUACAGGA
Molecule: messenger RNA, 5465 nt
Organism: Myxozyma melibiosi
Lineage: Eukaryota; Fungi; Ascomycota; Lipomycetes; Lipomycetales; Lipomycetaceae
Exons: 5
Coding region: 126-5357 (1743 amino acids)
Source: RefSeq, a predicted model, not a curated record